Messenger RNA from Aspergillus steynii IBT 23096, 685 nucleotides. RefSeq lists its product as uncharacterized. Gene Ontology annotation, molecular function: sulfuric ester hydrolase activity. Bases 1 to 306 code for a protein of 101 amino acids. The transcript has a single exon. The record is from RefSeq and is a predicted model, not a curated record. NCBI's taxonomy places the organism in Eukaryota, Fungi, Ascomycota, Eurotiomycetes, Eurotiales, Aspergillaceae.
AUGUCGACGCCCGCGAAAAAAAAUACUCUCCUACUCGUGGCCGAUGAUCUCGGCAAGUAUCUAGGAGCUUAUGGCUGCGAAUCCGUCGUCACGCCAAAUGUCGACCGUCUGGCUGCCGAGGGAACACGCUCCGACUAUGCGUUUGCCAGCACGGCCUCGUGCAGUGGCAGCCGCAGCACGAUAUACACGGGCCUGCACACGCAUGAAAACGGGCAGUUUGGGCUGCUGCAGAGCUUCUUCACCACCCAUUCGCAUAUCGAUAGCAACGCGACGUUGUUCAACAACCCAAGGUAUCUCACGGGGUGAGAAGGGCCCACCUAUUUAGCCAUGAACGUCACUAACUCCACUAUCUGGUCUCAUCGGCAAAUGCCUUGUCGGUCCCCCCGAAGUAUACCCCUGGCAUGUCUGCUAGGAAGCCGCCAAAACGCUACCCCGCGACGUCGCAUGGAUGGCAGACCGCGCGGAGGCAUUCAUGGAGCGCGCCGAAGCUGAACGAUAGCUGUUCUUUCUAACCGCCGCAUUCCACGAUCCGCACCGCGACUUAACCCGCGGAAUGGGAGGAAGGAUACUCUUAUGCCGGAUAGGUUUGAUCCGGACCCGGAGAAUCCGGGGACGAGAGAGGGGAGGGGUAUCAGGUUAUUGAAUCGAGGGUUGGGUUUGAGUAGAGUUUAGUUUGUUUAGCUGG